CGGCCGCGGCCUCUGCGGACCCCCCGCGGCCCCCGGGGGCGGCCGCCGCGCCUCUCGCGCCGCCUCAGUCCGCUCAUCUGGACCCCGGGUUAACAGGGCGGGGGCCGGGGUGGGGUUCCUCCGGCCAGCGCUUGGGGGCUGGAAGUAGCCCAUAAACGUGACCCACGGCCCCUGUCACCAUCAACCUGGGGUUCAACUCCUCCUUCCUCGGAGCCGGACACCCCGCCCUCUCGCCUGUUCCCUGGGGGAGCCGCCUUGCUCCGCCCUGAUCAGUAGGAGGGGAAGGUGUUCAAGAAGAUCGCCGGCUGAUUCUUGGGCACGUGGAAGUUUGAGAGGCACUGAUCUAAACGACACUAUGAGGGAGCUCAUUGUUACACUUCACCGCCCUAUUGAAUAUUCUGCCAAUUGCCUCAAAUUCUGUGUGGAAGGAGAGUGUGGACGUAAAGUGAGAACCACUAUCCUGAGGAUACUUCACCGCCUAAUUGGCUGUCUUUCGCUGGGCAGGGCCCUGGAAAGAAUGGGGAGCUAUAGGUCCCUGCUCCUGGGACUCCCUGCAGAUAUCUUUCUGAGACACCAAAGACCACUCUGCGAGCAGGGCAGGCCGAGUGCCCUGCGCUCCGAGUCGUGCUCCGCGCGCCUGGGCUGCUGCGAGGUUCCCAAGGCAACGGCAAGCCGCUCGCCGCGUCUCCCGAGUGACGAGGCGUCAGCGAAGACCUGGAGGCCGGAUCGAAGAACCGGAGCCACGGAGCGAACGCUGGAUCUAGAAGUCCCCCACCAAGUGAGGAUGUCUGCAGAGUCCAGGACGUGGCUCCCGCCCAGAACCCGAUGGCUGGACAAUGGUAAAUUCUCCCCCAGUCUUCUGUCAUCUCAACAGUGGGACUAUUAUCCUAUGCCACGACAGGAUGUCAUACAGAUGAGGACACUGAGGCACAGAGAGAGUGACAUCGAGUCAGGACUGAUCGCACAGGAACAGAGGGUCUGGAUCUGCAAAUGCAUCUGUCUCCAUUCCCCCGCACCCCACAUUUCCAGGGCCCCCGGCUAGGUGAAGACACCACAGGUCAUUCGCCUCACCUGCAGCCUCCCAAUUUCCACGGAAAGAUGUGAUGGUGACCAUGCACUUAUGUGACCCAGGAUUCAGAUGGCUGAAGUCCGUCCAUCCGUUCACACCGAAGAUGCACGUGAAGGA
Ailuropoda melanoleuca (giant panda) is the source of this 1186-nucleotide messenger RNA. RefSeq lists its product as uncharacterized. The coding region runs from base 356 to 1042 and encodes 228 amino acids. The transcript has 7 exons. The record is from RefSeq and is a predicted model, not a curated record. NCBI's taxonomy places the organism in Eukaryota, Metazoa, Chordata, Mammalia, Carnivora, Ursidae.